UGUUGAGAAAGUGAGAGAGAAAAAGAGUAAAAAAAAAGAAUGAAAAAUUUUUUUGUAUUUUUUCUAUUUUUUUAUAGUAGUAAUUUAUUGAUUACAUCAAUAAAUUGUAAUAUUUGGCAAGCAAUAUUCAAUCCAUCAUCAUUAUAUAAUGGUAAAAAAAAUCGUUUCCUUUGUCAAACAUUAGAUAAUGUUAGACAUAUAUUUAAUGUUCAUAAUGAAUUGUUUAUAAUAUUUGUUAUAAAUCAUAAUCCAAAUUCAUUACCCGAAACAUAUUGGAUAAUUGAUAAAUUAACAAAUAAUUAUACAAGAGUUGAUUGGUUAUAUUCAGCUGAUGCAUCAGGUUUACAACGACGAUUAGUCGGUGUUGAAUGGGAUACAACCAGCAAUGGUGAUGAACAAUCAAAAAUUAUUGUUAUACAUGAUCCAUCAAAAGCUGAAGCAUUAAGAAUGACUGGUAAAAAACAACAAAUAUUUCAUAUAACAACAUAUGAAUAUGAUACAGAUUCGGGUUUAUUAUUUUUUAUUGAAUCAAAAUUUAAAAAUGAUUAUCAAACAUUAUUGAAUGAAAAAUAUGGUGAUAUUUCAAAUAUUUAUCAACCAAUAAAUAAUGUAAAAAUAUUUAAAUUUUAUAAUACCGAUCAAUAUAUUGUAUUACGUGAUAAUAAAAUUUCAAAUGAAAAAGGAAAUGUUCAAAAAACAAAUGAUAUAAUAUUAAAUGGAAUAUUUUUAUAUCAAAAUCGUUUUUAUAUUUAUUCAGAUUCGGAUACUAUUUAUAAUACAACAAAUGAAGAUGAUUUUCAUUUAAAAAAAUCAUCAUCAAGCAAUACAUAUAAAUAUGAUGAUUUUUUUAAAUGUUAUGGUGAACCAAAAAUUAAUAUGCAAUUUGUUUAUCUUAUGCUUGGACAAAUAUUAAUGGUUAUUUUAAUGAUUAUUAUAAAUAUUAUUUGUUUAUGUUUGGUAACUAAUUGGCGUAGACCAAUGAAUAAAAAACAAUUGGAUAAAAUUCGUGUAAAUUCAAUGGAUAUAACUGGAUCAUUAUCGACAACCGAUACAACAACAGCAACAAACAGACCAAUCAAACCAAACAAACCAAUAACAGGUGGUACUGGUCGAUUUAGAAAUCGUUUACAAGCAUUAUCAGCAUCAUUUACAACAUCAUUUAAAGCUUAUCCAAAAUAUAUUAAGAAAAGUUUUUUCUAAAAACAAAACAAACAAAA
This is a messenger RNA of Dermatophagoides pteronyssinus (European house dust mite), 1217 nucleotides long. RefSeq lists its product as uncharacterized. The record is from RefSeq and is a predicted model, not a curated record. NCBI's taxonomy places the organism in Eukaryota, Metazoa, Arthropoda, Arachnida, Sarcoptiformes, Pyroglyphidae.